Messenger RNA from Mytilus californianus (California mussel), 6385 nucleotides. RefSeq lists its product as uncharacterized. NCBI's taxonomy places the organism in Eukaryota, Metazoa, Mollusca, Bivalvia, Mytilida, Mytilidae. Gene Ontology annotation, molecular function: peptide receptor activity; protein kinase activity; guanylate cyclase activity. Bases 1 to 4947 code for a protein of 1648 amino acids. Gene Ontology annotation, biological process: cGMP biosynthetic process; intracellular signal transduction; receptor guanylyl cyclase signaling pathway. The record is from RefSeq and is a predicted model, not a curated record. The transcript has 34 exons.
AUGGAUGCUGCUUAUAAAGCCCUGUUUGUCAUGUUGAUACCUACAACUUACUCCCCUUUGAUAUAUGCAGUACCAACUCUAGUACUUGAUACAAAUCAUUCACCUCCAGCGUCAAUCCCAGCUGAUGCUGAUAGAAUAUACAGUGUAUCAUUAGGACACAUCAUCAGUAAAGGCGUUAUUGCCAGAUUGGACGAUGGAACAGGAACAACAAUAACUGACACGGCAGGCUUGACCUUUACUGUGACCUCCAUAGAUGCAACCGGUGCAUCUCCAGAUACAUUUGCAACAGGAGGAGCUAAUCUUUGUCAAUAUGCCAAUAGAAGAGAAUAUCCGAACACAUAUGAAGGCAGAGAUUAUAAAUAUAAAUUCUACUGUAAUACGACUAAUCCCAGUAUGGUUAUAUCGGAUAUCCCUUUGCAUGAUGGGAAACUAACAGCUGAUGGAUUAUACCACGUACACACAACUUUACCCCCAAACAACCGCAAAUUUGUUCUGUCUAUGGAUUAUCAAGGAACCCCUCUAUCUGUAACAACAAAUGCAUUUGAAAUUACAACUCCUGCAGCCAAGAUGGGGAUUACAGUCUGGCCUUCAAGUGGAACAAUUGCCAAUACAGAUUUUGACAUAACUGUUGAAAUACAAGAUAGUGCUGGAGUAAAAGUGGCAACUGGUAUUGAUGCUACACUUCCUGUUAUGUUGCAAGUGGCAUGGUUUGAAGAUUUACAGUUAUUUAAUGGAAAGGCCCCACUCGAGGACAUGCUGUUUCAAACAAUGGAAAGACUUUCAGGAACAGGUGCUAAACUAAGUCGGUCCACAUACCAGAUGUACAUAGAUAAACGAGCAGUUGCUGGUGAAGUGACUUUUACUGGUGUCAGGCUGUUGGAUGUCCACACCUGUGUCAAGUUGAAUUUGACCAUGAGAAUGCCAAAUUAUCCACAUUCUAGAAUGCCAAAUACAUACAAUGAUUUCACUAUGAACAAGGUAUUUUUCGAUCUAUAUGCCAGUGAUGCAACAAAAUCUAAAAUUUUGUUUUAUAUGAAUGGAACAAGUGAUGGUGCUGUAUUUUUGACAGACUGUAUACCAGUGACAGAGCAGACUGCUACUGGAUUACAGAUAGUAACACCCACCAAUGAUAUCAAUUUAAAGAUUGGUGCCAACUUUCCCAUUGAAAGUUACCUUGUCAUACAGGUAGUUGAUGCAGGAGGAGAAAGAGUCUACUCCGGUUCUGAUUCCACUUUAAAUAUAACAACUACAGCUGAUGUUAGUGUAUGCCUUAGUGAUGACCUUCAGACAAUUCCUAUGUCAGAGGGUACAGCUACUGUAGUAGGCUCUAUAUGUGAGGCUCAUGCAGCAGUAACCUUGAGCUUUGAUGCCACUAGUGCCGUAAGUUCUACAGCACUCACUCAAGUUCAGAUCGGGCCUGUAGAAGUGACAAACGAGAUUCAUCUAGCUGCUUAUUACUCUACCUACGAUUCUGGAUCCAGUUCACAAACAGGAGCUUUCUCAGAUUCUUUUGCUCAGUAUGCAGUGGAGGAUAUUAAUGCAGGAGUUAUGUACCCCUCUAUUUUACCAGGAAGACAGCUAACCAUGCAUUCAUACAAUACCAAGAACAGCCCAGUUGUGUCUACAACAGCUUUCAUGGAGAUGUUAGAUAAUUCCAAGAAAAACCCUCAUGAGAGAGUAAGAGGAAUUGUAGGAUUUGGCAGCAACACAGUUACAAAAGGUCUUUCCUCUCUUUUAAAUUUAUACCAAAUGCCAAAUAUAGCUACAAACGAAGAUGAGUUUUCCUUUAGUGAAAAGAGUUCUUAUCCCUAUUACAACAGAUUAUCCUGGAACAUGGGAUCUCUAUCUCACAGUGUCAUGAUGUCAUGUAGAAACAGAGGAUGGAAAUAUAUGAGCAUAAUAAGGACUGUGGACUUUACCAUUGACACCAUUUUCUUUGAGAAGGCCAAACAGUUUGGUAUAACAAUUUUAGCAGAGGUAGCAAUUCCAAAAGUAUGGGGAGCGACUUACACAGCUAAUGCCUUCAAUAGUUCCUUAGAGAAGAUCAAAGAUGCAGGGAGUCGUAUUGUCUGGAUGUUUGUUAUGCCACCAGUCAGCUAUUAUUUCAUGAGAGAAGCUAUUGAUAAAGGAAUGGGUGGUAUAGAUGGAUGGCAGUGGAACAUGUUAGGUUUAUUUGGAUGGGCCUUUCCUUGGGCUAACCAAGGUCCAACAUGUAUGGGGAUUCUUGCUGAAUAUUCCUUAGCAUAUGAUGCUGUCCAAAUGUUUGGAAUUGCCAUGUCAAAAUUGAUUAAUGAAUCAAUGACUAUAACAGGACCAAGACUUACAACGGAAAUAAGAAAUGUGUAUAUGGAAAAGAGUUUAACUGGUGAGCUACAACUUAAUGCAAAUGGUGACAGACCAGGAUAUAUUGGAGUCAUUGUGAAUGUGAAUCCACAUCCAUUCUCCUGGCCAGAUCAUAUUAAUGCAUUUCCACCCUCUACAGCCAUGUUUACCAGAAUGAUAUUUAUGGAAAGUGAUACAGCAACCUCACAGAGGGAAUAUAGCAUGCAGGCUAAACGUCCAAUGGAUUUGAUAUACGGGAUGGAAAUAGCGAACUAUACCAUAGCAUACACAAAAUAUACAAACUUAAGGCUAUUUAAUGGUUCCCAUGGAAGAAUUGGAACAUGGUCUUUAAAACUAGAGCAAUUGCCAUCAGCUAAUGGAACAGCCAUAACAGAAGAAAUAAUCGAAAAGAGUGUGGCCCCUUUCUAUUGUACAGGAGGGUGUGGGGGAAACAAGACUGAUGAUUUUGACAUAACACUAUAUCAGUUUGGUCACUGUUCUCACUUUAAUGUUUGCAAGUGUGAUGAAGGUUACUAUGGUCUGUCCUGUCAGCACAUGACAUGUAACUGUGUAAAUGGACAAUGUUAUAUUCCAAAUACAUGUGUGUGCGAGAAUGGAUGGACCGGAGUUAGAUGUGAAGUACCAAUCUGUGGUUUUGACUGUGGAGAUGGUGUAUGUUCGGGACCAGAUACCUGUGAAUGUAACUCAGGAUCAGUUGGAUCACAGUGUAACCAGUCAAUAUAUGUUGUGACUAUCAUUCCAAUAUUAUGUUUUAUAAUAUUUAUUAUAUUAUUGAUCUUCCUCAUCAGAUGGUUAUUAAAAAGAUAUCAUUUACAACAAGCUUUGAAGAACUUAGAUUGGCUAGUAAAAUGGGAUGAAGUUGUUGUGGGUGACACCAGAGCUAUGAGUAUUAUGUCUACAGCUGGUGAUGAUUUUGCCACAUCUGCUAAAAGUAAUAUGUGCACAUGGAGAAGUCAGAAGUGUUAUGUUCAGAAAUUUAACUGUGAUACUUUGUCAGUGGAAGAUGAAAAUCUUAGAAUGGAAGUUGUCACCAUAAGAGAAUUACGUCAUAACAACUUGGUUCAGUUUGUUGGUGCCUGUUUGGAAUAUCCUAAUGUGUGUGUACUGACAGAAGUUACACCAAAGGGAAGCUUAGAAGAUCUUUUAUCCAAUGACAAUGUUAAACUCGGAUGGGACUUUAAAUUCUCCUUACUAAAAGACAUCUGUCGUGGAAUGCACUUCCUCCACUUAUCAGAGAUACAUUCCCAUGGUAGACUCAAGACAUCAAAUUGUCUGGUAGAUAAUAGAUGGACCUGUAAAAUAUCAGGAUUCGGAUUACCUAGUCUCAGAUACAAUGGACCUAGAAAGAAGUUACCUGAUGAUGAUGAGAAUGAAAAGAAAUUAAACUCAUUGUUUUGGACCGCCCCAGAAAUGUUGCCAGGCUGCAAAAAUAUUGAUGGUGUUAAACAGGGGACUAAACAUGGGGAUGUGUAUUCAUUUGGAAUAAUUUUGUCAGAAGUUUGUACACGAGAAGAACCAUACAGUACAGAGACAGGUUUUCUAGAACCAGAACAGAUUUUACAGCUUGUCAUAGAUAAAGAUGCCCCUGGAGCAUCAGGGGCUAAAAAGUUGUGGUAUAAGAGUGGUGGCGAUACAACAAAGCUUUUCAGACCUGCAGUGAAAAAUGAACAUCUGCCUGAGGAAUAUGCUGCCAAAACAGGAUUACAAAAGUUGAUGGGACAGUGUUGGGGUAAUCAGCCAGAGCUGCGUCCAUCAUUUAAGAAUGUAAAUGAAAAGUUGAAUGAAAUUUAUCCAAUCAAAGGAGAACUGAUUGAUAAUCUUGUCAAUAUGCUUGAAAAAUAUUCCAGUAAUUUAGAACAGAUUGUAGCAGAUCGAACAAAAGAAUUAGUAGAGGAGAAACGUAAGACAGAACAACUCAUCAGUCAGAUGUUACCAAAGAAAGUCGUGGAAGAUCUCAAACAUGGAAACCCAGUCGAACCUGAAAGCUUUGAAUGCGUUACCAUCUUCUUCAGUGACAUUGUAGGAUUUACAAACAUUGCCAAGGGCAGUACUCCAUUCCAAGUUGUAGAUUUACUGAACGAUCUGUAUACUACAUUUGAUGCUAUUCUGGAUAACUAUGAUGUUUAUAAAGUGGAAACCAUUGGAGAUGCUUACAUGAUUGUAAGUGGUUUGCCUAUACGUAAUGGGGAUUUACAUGCUGGAGAAAUAGCCACAUGUUCUCUGGAUCUAAUGGCUUCUAUGGUUGGAUUUAAAAUCAGACACAUGCCAGGAACAGUGUUACAGCUGAGAGUAGGAAUGCAUUCAGGACCUUGCGUAGCUGGAGUUGUUGGUCUCAAGAUGCCUAGGUAUUGUUUAUUUGGAGAUACAGUAAACACAGCAUCACGUAUGGAAUCUAGUUCUAUGGCUUUGAGAAUUCACAUGAGCGAUGCCACUGCACAGAUUCUUAUUAGACUUGGUGGAUAUCAUCUGGAAUGUCGUGGAGAGAGGGAAGUAAAGGGCAAAGGUGUGAUGACAACAUGGUGGAUUGAUGGAAAAGACGGAUUUGACAAAGAACUCCCUGGAAAAGAUAUGGCUGCCUCAUUGUCACAGCACGAGUUUAAAUAAACAAAAAGAUAGAACUAAUUGUCUAAAGAAUGUCUUUCAUCAUCGCCAUCAGCUCUUCCUUUGAAUGGCCUUGUUUACCAACGUGGCCUGAAGCAGAGGCUUUUUGACAGAUUGUAUUGUGUUGAUGCGUUUGUACAAACAGGGAAUACUUGAAUGUAAUAAUUAGAAGAGACUGCAUGAUCUUCAACACUCUUAUGUAACUUUACAUUUUUUAUGGAGACACUGUUCUUUGAGAUGAUUUUUGACAGAUUACUGUUUGAUUUGAUCAUCUCUCCUUGCAUUAAAGUUAGCUUGAUAAAAAGCUAUAGAGAUAAAUUCAUUGACAAAACAAUCAAUAUUGAGAAACUCAUCUAUGUGAAAACAUUUAGUUUUUAUAUACACUUAAAUUAUAUGUAUCAGUAUCUUAUACAAUUAUGGAAGGCCUAACAAAGUAGUGAUCCGUUCUUUUUAGAAAGUUUAUCGCAUAUUUAAAGCACAGGUAAAUGUCCGAUAUCUUUCUAUAAGAAAAUAAUUAUCCCUCUAUAUCACAAUUUACCAUUAUGCUUAAACAAUUGUUAAAGUUUUUUAGUAGUUAUAUCAGUCCAAGGGAUGUCAGGAUUGGCUCUCUUUUUAUUUGAUAAUUAAUGAUGAUGUGAAAUUUCUGUUUUAAAAUUUGUUAAGCAGUAGACAUAUUACAAUAAAGAAGUUUGUGUCAAGAUGAUGAGAAAAAUGUUGACAUGUUUGAAGCACAAGUCAAAAGUCUUGAUGUUUUUCUAUCCGAUGUAAAAUUUCUGCCUUUAAUUCUGAUGCAAAAGAUGUUAAGAUGCACAAGUCAAAAGUCUUGAUGUUUUUCUAUCAAAUGUACAGUUUCUGCCUUUUAUAAUUCUGAUGUAAAAUUUGUAAAGAUAUUGACAUAAAACAAUAACUUAGUUUGUUUCACUCUGAUAAGAAAAUUAUUGACACGUUUGAAGCACAAGUCAAAUUUCUUGAUAUUUUUCUAUCAGAUGUAAAAUUUCUGCCUUUAAUUCUGAUGUAAAAGUUGUUAAGAUGUAGACUUAAAGUAAUGACUUAGUUUGUUUUACUCUGAUAAGAAAAUUAUUGACACGUUUGAAGCACAAGACAAAUUUCUUGAUAUUUUCUAUCCGAUGUAAAAUUCUGCCUUUAAUUCUGAUGUAAAAGUUGUUAAGAUGUAGACUUAAAGUAAUGACUUAGUUUGUUUUACUCUGAUAAGAAAAUUAUUGACACGUUUGAAGCACAAGUCAAAUUUCUUGAUAUUUUUCUAUCAGAUGUAAAAUUUCUGCCUUUAUUCUGAUGUAAAAGUUGUUAAGAUGUAGACUUAAAGUAAUGACUUAGUUUGUUUUACUCUGAUAAGAAAAUUAUUGACAUGUUUGAAGCACAAGUCAAAUUUCUUGAUAUUUUUCUAUCAGAUGUAAAAUUUCAGCCUUAAAUUCUGAUGUAA